CGAGAGUCAAUGGCCAGUCACUAAGUGAGCUCCGGUGCGGACACAAGUGAGAUAUGUUCUUGAAAGUCCUGUUGGUUUCUAUCGUCGCGAUGGCCUGGUUGGUCCCCAGAACCGAAACGGCACCCGCUGUCACGCAGUUCCUGCCGCCGAUUCCCGGAUACAUACCAGUCUACAUUAGACCAGGGAACACCCCUCUCGAAGACAUCAACGUCGACCUUGCAGAAGCAUUCAAAAACUAUGGCGAGAAACAUAGCAGUUCACCCUCACAGAAUGCGCUCACCACGAUCCUGGAGACGCACAUCCAGAAGAUCAAACCAAAGAGGGCCUGAACACCUCUCACUGGCGCGGGAGAGAUGAAUCAAAAGAAGCCAAAACAAAAGAAAGUGAUAAAUGCUCAAAACAUAUUUUAUAUUUAUAUAUAGACGCACAGAUAGUUCGAAUAAAUGUUAUGAUCUAAGUAAA
Molecule: messenger RNA, 462 nt
Organism: Nicrophorus vespilloides
Lineage: Eukaryota; Metazoa; Arthropoda; Insecta; Coleoptera; Silphidae
Exons: 2
Coding region: 54-329 (91 amino acids)
Source: RefSeq, a predicted model, not a curated record